Messenger RNA from Linum trigynum, 2292 nucleotides. The record is from the annotation of a GenBank genome assembly. NCBI's taxonomy places the organism in Eukaryota, Viridiplantae, Streptophyta, Magnoliopsida, Malpighiales, Linaceae.
UAGGAGGCACAAACAAUACUCCGCUACAGGGGUACGACCAAUGUGUUCCCCUUUCAUCCAGCUAUCUUGCCCUUUUUCAAAAGAGCACCGUUGGACCCGAUUAGGCAUUUUAACGGCAUAAAAGUCGAAUGCCAACUUAUCACCGCAUUAGCUGAGAGAUGGAAAAGGAGACCCAUUGUUUCAACUUUAGAGAAGGAGAGGCUACCAUCACGCUAAAGGAUGUCGCCAUCCUAACCCAUCUUUUCAUCGACGGCAAAUCGGUGUGCCCGAGUGAUCAUCCUCCAGAGGAUCGUGAGAGUAUGCCUGGUUGGGUUCAUUUCAUCCACAGUGUUUUGGGAGUGAAAGUACCAGUCAAGGGGAGCAUUGAUGCGACCGAUCGCUUGUCACUAAUGAAGAAACACCAAGUCUCAAUUACUUGGUUGACGAAGUAUUUUAGAAACCAUUACGAGAGUCAUCCCCUAACCGAAGAAAGUUCGGAGGAUGAGAAAGAAAGAUAUGCUCGUGUCUAUCUCAUAGGCAUGAUCGGAGUAGUGUUCUCCAAAAAAUCAAGCAAUCUUCUUAGCUGUGGAUGGCUUAGGAUCAUCCUGGGUAAUUAGGAGGAGAUAGGGGAGUAUAGCUGGGCAUCCGCUCGCCUAGCUAAUAUCUACCACAAUUUGUGCAAUGUAUCUCUAAAAGCUGUGAGAGAGGUCGGUGGCGCAAUGUUCAUCGUCCAAUUUUGGGCUUGGGAGCAUAUGCCAUUGGUUGCACCGGUCCAACGUCCCGACAGAGAUUGGACAAUCGAUCAUCCCCUAAGAAGUGAAGUUUAUGGUAUAAGGUAAACUUCUCAUAGCCCAUCAUGUUUUUCAUAACACAUUUUCCCUUGUGUUUUAGCUUAUUGUAGUUUCAUUAUUGUCUUAUUAAUAAGGUGACUCGGACACACAACAUGCGACAACCUUGCCCAACACAAAUUGGACGAGUAUCGGAGGAGGUUUGAGCGACUUUGGGAAGGAGAGGUAACUUCAAUCCAUAUAUCUUUUUCCAUGGACUACAUGUAUUUUUCCAAUUCUGAUAAAAUUAAGAUAGUAAGAAUUGGAAAAAUACAUGUCUUCCAUGGGAAAAAGGUAUAAAUGGAUCGAAGUAUAGAAGUUACCUCUCCUUCCCAAAGUCGCUCAAACCUCCUCCGAUAUUUAUCCAACUUGUGUUGGGCAAGGUUGUCACAAGUUGUGUGUCCGAGCCACCUUAUUAAUAAUAUAAAAUAAGCUAAAACACAAGGGAAAAUCAACCAAGAAAAAACAUGAUGGGUAUGAGAAGUUUACCUUGUACCAUAAGCUUCCUCUUUUAGGGGAUGAUAGAUUGGCCAAUCCCUGUCGGGACGGUGUACCGGUGCAAUCCAUGACAUAUGCUCUCAAACCCAAAAUUGAAAUAUGAACAUUGCGCCGCCGACCUCCCUCACAGCUUUUAGAGAGGCAUUGCACAAGUUGUGGUAGAUAUUAACUAGGCAAGCGGAUGCCCAACUAUACUCCCCCAUCUCCUCACAACUACCGAGGAUGAUCCUAAGCCAUCCACAACUAAGGAGAUUGCUUGCUUUUUGGGAGAAGAACACUCCUCCGAUUAUGCCAAUGAGAUAGACCCGAGCAUAUCUUUCCUUCUCAUCCUUCGGACUUUCCUCGGUUAGGGGAUGACUCUCGUAAUGGUCUCUAAAGUACUUCGUCAACCAAGUAAUUGACAGUUGGUGUUUCCUCAUUGGUGGCAUGCGAUCGGUCGCAUCAACGCACUCCUUCACUGGUACUUUUGACUCCAAAACACUAUAGAUAAAAUGAACCCAACCGGGCAUACCGUCACAAUCCUCGGGGGAUGAUCACUCACGCACACCGGUUUGUCGUCGAUGGGGAGAUGGGUUAGGAUGGCGACAUUCUUUAGCGUGAUGGUGGUCGAUCCUUCUCUAAAGUUGAAGCAAUGGGUCUCCUUUCUCCAUCUUUCAACUAGGGCGGUGAUGAGUUGGCGAUCAACUUUGAUGCCGUUAAAAUGCCUAAUCGGGUCCAACCGUGCCCUUUUGAGAAAGGGCAAGAUAGCUGGGUGGAAUGGGAGCACAUUGGUCGUACCACACGUUAAUUAUUAUAUAUUAGUAAGGGUUUAUUCCUUAUAACUAAAUUAAUUAAAUUAAAUUAUUUAACUUCAAGCAGAAUUUUAUUAUCAUAAAAAGACAUUUCAUAUAAUUAACAUAAUAGCAUUCUAAAUUAAUAAUAAUUUAAAGAGAUACAUACAUAUUAUCAUAAAAUAAACAUCCUAAAUUAAUUAACAUAAUAACAUUCU